UAUUCAAAUAUUACUUGAAAAAAAUGAGAAGUUAUCAAGAAAUCUGUGAAGAAAAAAUCGUUGCUAUAGCUACAACUAAACACAGUUUGAUUUAAACAUUUUGAUUAGAGUCCUCAAAAUUAUUAGUGAAAGAAUUAAGCAGAAAAUUACAAACAAACAUCAAUAUGUCUAGCUGUCCCCCUUGCUGUCCAAAUCUCCCUUGUUGUGCACCUUGUUGUAUGCCUUGUUGUGCUCCAUGUCCCCCCUGUGUCUAUGUACCAUGUAUACUACCGUGUUCACCAUGCUGUUCUCCUUGUUGCGUAGGACCUUGUUGUGAACCUAAGAAAUGUUAGUUCGUCUGAUCAAGAUCUACACUCGUUUACUCUAAGGAAAUUAUAAAAAAAGGUCGAUGAGGACUGUCAAGGCAAGUGCAAGAGAAGAUUUAUA
Molecule: messenger RNA, 426 nt
Organism: Anoplophora glabripennis (Asian longhorned beetle)
Lineage: Eukaryota; Metazoa; Arthropoda; Insecta; Coleoptera; Cerambycidae
Product: male-specific sperm protein Mst84Dd-like
Exons: 2
Coding region: 165-332 (55 amino acids)
Source: RefSeq, a predicted model, not a curated record